AUGAAUUGUGAAGUCUUGCCCAAUAUUCCCAAGCCCCAUAUAAGGUCAUCUGAUACCACACCCAUUCCCUCCGAGAAGUCCAUUGUGUUCCUAUCCCUCAUAUUGCUCUUCCUAACCUUUCCCCUAUCGAUAUGGUGUUGUUUGGUGACGGUGGCCCAUUACCAAAGAAUUGUCGUCUUUCGUUUGGGUAGAUUGAGAAAAGGUGGCAUACGUGGUCCCGGUUUGGUUUUCCUACUACCCUGCGUAGAUGAUUAUAUCAAGGUGGAUUUACGUACCCAGUCUUUUGAUGUUCCGCCACAGGAAGUUUUGACCCGAGAUUCGGUGACCAUACAAGUUGAUGCUGUCGUAUAUUAUAGUAUUCGCAAUCCCUUGGAUUCGGUUAUACAAAUCCGCAAUGUUCACGAAUCGACUAGGUUGUUGGCCCAAACUACCCUGAGUAAUAUUGUGGGUACCAAGAAUUUAAUGGAACUGCUGACGGCCAAGGAAUCAAUGUCUCGAACAAUUGGCAUCAUUUUGGAUGAGGCCACCGACCCUUGGGGUGUCAAGGUGGAAAGGGUGGAGAUAAAAGAUGUCCGCCUACCCAUUGCCAUGCAACGGGCCAUGGCUGCCGAAGCGGAGGCCUUGCGAGAGGCCAAGGCCAAAAUUGUGGCAGCUGAGGGAGAGUUGAGUUCUUCGAAGGCUUUGAAAGAAGCCUCAGAUGUUAUGGCCUCAAAUCCCAUAAUAUUACAGCUUCGUUAUUUACAAACCCUAUCGAAUAUAUCCAGUGAACACAAUUCGACAAUUAUAUUUCCCUUUCCCAUUGAUUUGUUGUCGCUGACGAGACCAAAUUCGCAAAUCUCUUCGUAG
Molecule: messenger RNA, 846 nt
Organism: Musca vetustissima
Lineage: Eukaryota; Metazoa; Arthropoda; Insecta; Diptera; Muscidae
Product: band 7 protein AGAP004871-like
Exons: 5
Coding region: 1-846 (281 amino acids)
Cellular component (GO): plasma membrane
Source: RefSeq, a predicted model, not a curated record